Drosophila takahashii is the source of this 3027-nucleotide messenger RNA. RefSeq names its product UbiA prenyltransferase domain-containing heix (gene heix). NCBI's taxonomy places the organism in Eukaryota, Metazoa, Arthropoda, Insecta, Diptera, Drosophilidae. Gene Ontology annotation, molecular function: prenyltransferase activity. Gene Ontology annotation, biological process: vitamin K biosynthetic process; menaquinone biosynthetic process. Gene Ontology annotation, cellular component: endoplasmic reticulum; Golgi membrane. The record is from RefSeq and is a predicted model, not a curated record.
ACCUUCUUUCGUUUUUGCGCUGACGUGACGUGACAGUUGAUUUGUUUGAUUAAAAUAAAUAAGAGAAAAGUCACAGAUAAAUUGAUUUGCGGCGGAAUCAAUUGAUACUGAAAUCGGUAGCCGGAAAAGAAGACGCAGUCCCCAAAAGAGCAGAAUAGAACGCAGCAAGAUCGAUCGGCGGAGCGGAACAGGAGAGGAGAGAGAGCCAGAGCGAGAGCUGCACGGGUGAAAUUUCGUGGUUUCGGGACCCCCUGAGCCCCCAGCUCCCCCACAAUAUAACCCAUUCCCCACUGGCAAGAUGCUGUGUAUACAAUAUUAGCGAUUAUCGAAAGCAGGCAGCGCAUGUGCCGGCAUCCGAAAAACACUAUUUAAUAUUUAAGCUUUUGUAAACAAAUUGCGGAGAGCAGGAGACCAAGGUCGAGCAAGCCGACGAAUACGAAUACGAAUACCUGGUGAAUAGGUUUCGUUUCGCUUCGCCCCAAAGUGCCAGUAAUCCCGUGCAGCUUGCAAUGUCCACAACCAGCCAGCUGUUGCCCAACGGCAGUCUGUCCAGGAAUGGCAAGACCAAGAAGGAGGAUGAGGAGGAGGUGGAAGUGGGCUCGGGAUCUGGAACUGGAACUGGAACUAGUGCAGGUGCUGGAAAGGCUACACUAACGGGACUAACAGGACACCCAUCCUCAUCCACAUCCGGCACCUUUAUGAAACUGAAAACCUAUCUCCUAGCUCUGCGUCCCUGGUCACUCUCCGCCAGUCUGGUGCCCACGCUUCUCGGCUCGGCGCUGGCCCACCGCUCCCAGUGGGCGGCGGAGUUCUCGCUGGCCACCUUCUUCCUCACCGCCUUCACCGUGGUCACCGUCCACUGCGCCGGCAACGUGGUGAACACCUACUUCGACUUCAUCAAGGGAAUCGACAAGCAGAAGGCCGACGACCGCACGCUGGUGGACCACAUACUCACCAAGGAUGAGGUGGUUUCGCUGGGUGCCAUUCUGUACAUGGCUGGCUGCGGUGGUUUCGUUUUGCUGGCGGUGCUUAGCCCGGCGAAAAUGGAACACCUGGCGCUUAUCUACUUCGGCGGACUGUCCUCGAGUUUCCUGUACACAGGAGGCAUUGGUUUCAAAUACAUCGCCCUGGGGGAUCUGGUGAUACUGAUACUCUUCGGACCCAUCUCGGUGCUUUUCGCCUUCAUGUCACAAACGGGUCACGUGGACUGGACCACCAUGGGCUAUGCGAUUCCCCUGGCCCUCAACACGGAGGCCAUCCUGCACAGCAAUAAUACCAGAGAUGCGGACAACGAUCGGCGCGCUGGAAUCGUGACACUGGCCAUUUUAAUUGGACGCACUGCCUCGCAUGUUCUGUACGCCAUGCUGCUCUUCGCACCCUACUCGCUGUUCUUUAUCUUCGGCCUGAAGUACUCCCUGUGGUUUCUGCUGCCACUGGUGACCCUGCCGCAAGCCUUCCAGAUAGAGAAGCGCUUCCGCAACGAACAGACGAUGCACUUGGUGCCACGACAAACGGCCAAGCUGAACUUCUUCUUCGGCAUCUUGUACAUCGUGGCCUGCUGCUGUGCCAGCCAGUUGCCCACCUUUGGAUUCCGGAAAAAUUGAUAGACGGAGAUGAUUGAUAUACGGAUCAGGCAGAAAAACAGAAUCAGAGAGAAACUGGUGCAAUGUUUUUUUAGGGAAUUUCAUUAGGUUUUAGUCAAUGUGUGUGUAGCGAGGAGGCAGAACGAAGCUGUGUCAGUUUCCCCGCGGUUUUGAUGUUGCGCAAAUUUUGAAUGCCUGCUAGUCGCCCGUUAGAGUUUAAACUUUUGAACUGAACAUAUCCUAGCCCUAAUGGGUCGAUUCAUUUGACGGAAAAUCUAGAGAUAAAUAUAUGACAUUUUGCAAUAGAUAUUACAGGCCUAAUAUCAGCUUAACAGUUUACUAUAUCAAAUCCAGCGAUAAACCAAGAAUAAUAUUCAAACAUAAAUGGCCUGGCCUUUUUCCAGAUUAGCCGAUUUAUCCAGUCUUUUAAAAAUAAAUUAAUAACCUUUAUUCCUUUAUUUCUGAGCUCAUUUAACUAAAAGUAUGAUAUUAGACCUUUAGUUUCUGUAUCAAAAAUUUUAUAAAAUCUCCAAAGAUUUGUUCACUACCUACAAUAUCGACCCCAAGCUAUCCCACUCGUUUUUAUUUAUUUCACAUCGUCACAAUCUUAAAUCCUAACCAAUCAAUUACGACUCAAUGUAAUUAAUAAUCAUACUCUUCCUCUCGCGCGUUGGGAAUUACGGACCAAGAAAGUUAUGUGCAACAGUAACCAGUAAUGCUAAUGCAGAUGCAUACCCAAUUUUAUAUUCUAAAAUAUAUAUAUCACCACAUUCAUACUGGUGCAGAUACUUAAGUUUCGCGAAUCAAAAUGCAGAUUUACUUUACGAAUAGAAGUGCUUGAAAGUGCAGCUAAGUUGAAUGUUUUUUGGCAAUUGGCUGGCUUGCUUUUUGUGUAACGAAUGUUAGAGUUUUUACAUAUAUUAUAUACACGAACACGAGCAUAUAUUUAUAUACACAUCUAGAUCAUGUAAGCCCAGUGUCUAGCGGCAGGCUCAGAGUGAGAAUAUCAAAGAGAAAUCAAGAAAAACCUAUGUAAAACGACAAGAGAACAAAAGUUACAUUUUUAAAUAACUAUAAACGUAGAUGUCGAGGCGAAGGAGCAAACAUUGUUUUCCAUUAACAAUAGCGUAUGCAUAUAAACAAAUAGCUUUAAAUAACAAACAGAGGAGGAGAAAGCCAAAACCCAUUCGCAUUAUAAUUCAUUGUGUAGCUGAACAUUUGUGGCAAUAUUUAUUUGUACGCUAGUUUUUUGUAUAUUCAUUCAUUCUUUUGUACAACGCAUAGAGAAAUGCUUCUGUUGGAAUCGCUCAACGGCCGAGUUGAAUUGAACUAAGUGAAAACUUUGUAGACUACAAAUCAACAACAAAAUGAACAAUAAUAAUUAUAAUGAUAUUGAUAAUUAAAUGUUUAAUUAGAGAAUGUAAACUUGAAUUGUGUAAUAUAA